AUACGAUAUACUUUUAUAAAUUUGACGUCAACAAUACAAUUUAAUUAAAUCCACAAAUAUCCGUAAUGGCUGAUACAGAAGACAAUAUUCCUCCAGUAACCCUUGAAAACCCCAAAGAUUUAUUGAGGUUAAGUUUGGGCGAACGAAUUUAUGUUAAAACGCAACAAAACCGUGAGUUAAGUGGAAAACUUCAUGCCUACGACGAACAUGUGAACAUGGUGCUUGGCGACGCGGAGGAAACUAUAACUAGUUAUGAAAUGGACAAUGAAACUUACGGGGAGAUUUCUUUAUUUACAAAGAGAGCCAUUCCGAUGUUGUUUGUUCGUGGGGAUGGAGUUAUUUUAGUUUCAUUAAUAAAUCUUGAUAUUGUUGAUGAAAUCGACGUAUUACUAGCGAAAAUAAAAGCGGUUCAGAUAAAUUUAGAAGACGUAAACGAGAGAUUGGCGCCUACGUUUGGAAAAGAUCAAAUGGAAGCGGAGUGCGAAAAAAUCAUAGAGUACAACGAACAAGCGAUGGACGCCGUAGCAAGGUUGCAGUGCCCAAGGUUUAUAUGUUAA
Molecule: messenger RNA, 557 nt
Organism: Onthophagus taurus
Lineage: Eukaryota; Metazoa; Arthropoda; Insecta; Coleoptera; Scarabaeidae
Source: RefSeq, a predicted model, not a curated record